AUGGGUCGAGGCAAACCGGAUAGAGCCUUUCCUCCGCCAGCGCAGGCUGGCCAAUAUCGCAUACCUCAAAACGUUACCCAACACACCAAUUAUCCAGGGGCAUCUACACAACAUUACUCGAUGGAUCAUGCUACUCAGAACCAACAAGUGGACUCGUGGAGAUCAUACAGGAACGAUACAAUCACUCUCCAGACCUCCACAGAUCCACAACGUUACCAAACAACUCAUGACCCCAUCAUGCACGACUCUCAACCGCCGCACCUCUACCAAGGCCACUUGCGAGAAAUUAACCCUGAUCCGUCCUCGUAUCGACGCUCUCAACCGCAAGGCUCGCAAUAUGCGCCGUAUCAGGCACUCAGAACCCCAAAUGGAAGUCAUGAGAGACAGGUUGUUCCACAAGCACAGCGUGCGUCGGACCGGGUUGCUCCUCAAAAUACAUCUCGAUACCCGUUUCGACACAGACGUGUUGAUCAGAUCGCGCCGUACAGCACGAGAGCAGCUGAUGAUAUACCUGUUCCAUCAAUCGAAGACCACAAUGUGUCUGCAGACUCUUCUGCACCUCCAAAUCUACCAACACGCAAGAUCGUGGGUCGCCGCAGCCGUACACGUACAGCUACCCCUGAGUUCGUUGAGUCGCCACCUCCGCCAACUGCCAGUGCUGAGUACAAGAAAAAAGCCGCAUUCCCCCCUGCACGCAGAGAGACACCUCAGAAGCUUUUGAUCGUACUUGAUCUCAAUGGAACACUCCUGGUCAGACCGAACCGCCGCAAGGAUCCUACAAAAUUCAAGAUCAGGCCCGGUGUCACACAGUUGUUGAACUACUUGUUUGAACAUCAUAUUGUCAUGGUGUAUUCUUCCGCCCGACCAGAAAAUGCAAUGCCCAUGGUGACGAACCUCAUCCACCCAAAGCAGCGACAGCUGAUGGCAGGUGUUUGGGCUCGAGACAAAUUGGACUUGACCAAGGCACAGUAUAACAGCAAAGUCCAAGUCUAUAAGAAAUUGCACAAGAUCUGGGAUGAUCGGACCAUUCAAGCGAAAGCCGAACCCGGUCGAAAGUGGGAUCAAAGCAAUACUAUCCUCGUAGACGACAGUCAACUCAAAGCACUUGCGCAGCCGCACAAUUUGCUGCAGGUUCCGGAAUUCGAAGAUAAUGCCCCUCGAGAAGGAGGAAAAGCGCUACGGGACUGGCAAUUGAACGAACAAGCCAACCUUGUGUCUUUGGAGCAGAAGCUCGAGGAACUUAAGUGGCAAGUCGAUGUGUCGAGGCUGAUCCGAGAAUGGCAGACCGGCAAGCGGCACGCCCCUGGUGUCGUCGACGAAGCAGUUGACCAGAAGACCCAUCGUAGCUUUCUGCAGCAACACCCGCCGACUCCCACACCGAGCGUUGGUCAACCGGACACUCCUGAGAAUAGCCGUCAAAGCCCUGCUCAAUCUAGUGGUCGUACAACAACCUCAACCGAAGACGAGACGGACGCUGGUGGCGGAGUCGACAUCUCCGGCAUAUCCAUUCUCGAUACAUUAGAGGAGGAAAUCGAUCGCGCGCUACACCCCGAGACUGCGGUGACGAACGACGGUCGGCGCAGCGAAUCGCCUAUUGACGAGAACGUUUGGAAAGAAAUCCUCAGUGGCAGCAAGAAAGGUGACAAGCAGACGGAGAAACGCUCGUCCAGCGCUGUCCCCCCGACUCCUGAAAGUAUGAGUACUUGA
Molecule: messenger RNA, 1707 nt
Organism: Capronia epimyces CBS 606.96
Lineage: Eukaryota; Fungi; Ascomycota; Eurotiomycetes; Chaetothyriales; Herpotrichiellaceae
Exons: 3
Coding region: 1-1707 (568 amino acids)
Molecular function (GO): phosphoprotein phosphatase activity
Source: RefSeq, a predicted model, not a curated record